Messenger RNA from Archocentrus centrarchus (flier cichlid), 3269 nucleotides. It is a transcript of the gene lpar3, whose product is annotated as lysophosphatidic acid receptor 3. Gene Ontology annotation, cellular component: membrane. The transcript is spliced from 3 exons. Gene Ontology annotation, molecular function: lysophosphatidic acid receptor activity. The coding region runs from base 152 to 1222 and encodes 356 amino acids. Gene Ontology annotation, biological process: G protein-coupled receptor signaling pathway. The record is from RefSeq and is a predicted model, not a curated record. Lineage: Eukaryota; Metazoa; Chordata; Actinopteri; Cichliformes; Cichlidae.
CGGCGCGCUGCUGUCCCCUCUCUCCGUCCACGGCUGUGGAGGCGCAGUGCUACAGGGGGAACAUGUUCAUUAAGUCUGCACGGAGGAUUUCGCAACUUUCAGUCUGCUGACGCACCAAAGACAAACAUUUCACACAGACUCGCCCUUUAAAAUGGCCCAGCAGAACAACGGCUGUUAUCACCAUGAGCAGAUGGGUUUCUUCUACAACAAAAGCGGAGGUGACGAUAAAUGGGACACCACUCAGCUCAUCCUGGUCCAGGUUGUGGGCUCCCUCUUCUGUUGCUUCAUCCUGGUCUCCAAUGCUAUGGUCAUAGCUGCUGUCAUUACCAACAAAAGGUUUCAUUACCCUUUCUACUAUCUUCUUGCCAACCUGGCUGCCUCGGAUUUCCUCGCAGGCAUAGCAUAUGUGUACCUCAUGUUUAACACGGGUGAGGUGUCACGGAGGCUUACUGUCAGUGGUUACUUCAUCCGCCAAGGUCUUCUAGACAUCAGUCUCUCAGCCUCGCUGUCGAACCUGCUGGUCAUAGCUCUGGAGCGCUACAUCUCCGUCAUGAGCUGGAAAGUUCAUAGCAACCUGACAAAGAGGAGGGUGACCCUGCUUAUCGUGCUGGUGUGGGCUAUUUCCAUCCUCAUAGGGGCUGUACCCAGUCUGGGCUGGAACUGUAUUUGCAAUCUGGAGACCUGCUCCAAGCUUGCUCCCAUCUUUAGCAGGAGCUACUUGGUCUUCUGGUCCGUCUCUAACCUGGUGGUGUUCCUCAUCAUGGUGGCCAUCUACCUGAGGAUCUAUGCCUACGUUAAGAAGAAGACGGCAAUGCUCAUGCCUCACACCACCGGCUCCAUCAACCGCAAGAGGACACCCAUCAAACUCAUCAAGACAGUCAUGUUUGUGCUUGGGGCCUUUGUGAUCUGCUGGACUCCUGGCUUGGUGGUUCUACUGAUGGAUGGCCUUGACUGUCAGACCUGCAGUGUCAUGAUAUUAAAACGCUGGCUGCUGCUCCUGGCUGUACUCAACUCGGUCAUGAAUCCCUGCAUCUACUCCUACAAGGACGAGGAAAUGUGGGCAACUUUUAAGAACCUCUUGCGCUGCAUUGGCAACGGCACUCGUCGGCAGAGGUCAUCAAGGGCUAACUCCAGGCCACUGAGCUCUGCUCAGGACACGGGCAACAGUCAGCCCCCCUCAGAAGAGAUAAAAAAUGAUGAUCAGGGAAUGCUUAAGACCUGAAAACUGUCCAGAUUUGACUGACCUUCAUGAAGGUAGACUGGAGUUGACUUGAAAGAGAAGCUACAUAUGUCUCCAAUUGGUCUCAGUGGGUUGAAUUUGUCCUCAGAUUAAAGCCAUUCUCUUUUAAAGAGACACUUUAGGCCAGCUCCUCCACUGCAGAGCUAGGAUUGUGGUUAGAUGGAGAUAAGGGAUCUUCAUGCACUGCUGUUUCCCCAAAUGGAUGCAAAUGUGCUGUUUUAUCAGGGUUUGAUCAUUUUUGGACACAUACCUCCCAUUCUUCUGUAAUGGGAAUCAUCCUGCUUUUUAGUUUUCCUUGUGACAUCCUGUGGGUUACGUAAGCACGGAUGUCACUGCAGUCGAAUGGCUGUUUUUAAACCAGUCAGUGUGACGUACACGGCUCAACAUUUCCACUUUUAAACUUGAAAGGGUGAACAUCCACGUGUAACUUUAAUAUGAUUUUGUGUAUAUGCUUGAAUCAUCAUCCUGCACGUUUACUUCCUGCGUAGCCUUUAAGGAAUGCUGUAGUGGAAGAACUAGUCAAAAAGAAUGACUUUUUUUUAAAAAGUCAGGCACUGUAAAGCUGUAGUUUAGCUUGGGCAGGACACCGUUUUAUGCUUAUUUUAGGCUUUAUAUAGAUUCAGCAAUGCAUUCUUUAAACUGUACAGUGCAGUAAAUAUGUACAUUUACAUAGUGUGAGAUGUAAUUUCAGUCAUUUCUUAUCAAGCAGUUUGGCCACCUAUACAAAACUAUGACCUGCAGCACUUGACGCAGACAAACUUGUUGUGUAACUUUAAAAAAAAAAACAAAAAAAACAUUGCUUCAGCUUGCUGAAUGGCUGAUGUUGCUCUGAUGAAACAGCUGCUCACCAGUAAAAGGGCUGUAAAAUGAUGUUGCAACACACUGGAUUCCAGUGCAAGGUUCGGCAUACAGGGUGCCUUCAGGAACUGAAGAGGAUAUGACUGAAUAGACUGUACCUCCCUUGGUGCACAGGCAUUAACACACAAGGCCCUGCAGGCUGCUGGGACAACUUUCCAAUCAUAUCUAAAUCACUGACUGGGUUCAAUUUACUUUUCUUCUGUUGUACAGUAUUUAUACCAUAUCGGUUGUAAAGGACAUCAUUACAAUUGUAUUGUUUUUAUCUUUGGAGUGUAUGUGAGAGAGAUGUUAGUGGAGACAUUUACACGUCCUGUUUUUUUAUUUUUAUAUAUAUAUAUAUAUAUAUAUAUAAUUAAGCUUACAUGACCCAUGUUCAUUCCUGUGUACUUUGGACUUUUAAACAGAGUUUUAGGCAAUUAACUGUAAUGUGAUGCUGUUUGGAGACAUUUGGAGGACAAUUCAGUCUCAAAGUUUCCUUCUGGAAAUCGAUUAAAUGUAGACUGAAGUAAGAGUGAACUAUUUAAACAAACUCCACAAGAUUACAACUUGUAUAUUCUGUGCUUAUGGAUGUAAAUCGCAGUCCUUUCUUCCUAAAGUAAACAGUGUACACUGUAUAUUGUAUACAUAGUUUGUCUUUUCUUCCCAAAAGCCCUGCUUAAGUGUCAGAUCUCCCCUCUAAUUGACAAAAAUUGACAUGCUUGAAAUGAAAACCUAUUAUUUACUCUUAGCAACUACAAACCCACAGCCAUUUUUAAUUUUCCACAAGCUAGGUAACCUGCUUUUUUGCAACAUUCACAUGUUAAAAUCCUUUCAUGCUUUAAAAUCUCACACAGCAGUCUGAAUGUAUUUCCCUAUCCAGAAGCAGAAGAGGUACCUGUAUAUUUUGCUCUGAGAAAAGUCUCAGGUUAUUAAUAACAUUCAGCUUUGUUUCAGUUGUUCAGAUUUGGUCAUGUGGUUUGCAUGUCGAAUAUAAUGUAUGGCAGCAUGUGCGAUCAAAGCAGGGGCCUCUGUAGAUAUGGCGUUUCUGCUGGCUGCAGCUCUGGUUUAGCAUUCUCAAAAACAUGAACUGUUAAUUGUGUGGCGUGGCAGUCUUUUCUUUUUUUUUUUUCUACAGCUGUUCUCUAAUUAUGCCUUCUUGAAAACCCAAUUAAAUUUCACAUAUGUUCAUAAA